This is a messenger RNA of Miscanthus lutarioriparius, 1539 nucleotides long. NCBI's taxonomy places the organism in Eukaryota, Viridiplantae, Streptophyta, Magnoliopsida, Poales, Poaceae. The record is from the annotation of a GenBank genome assembly.
AUGGCCCAUGUAUACGUGGACGGAAGGUUAGGACCAGGCAUGAAUAAAACAGGGCUGAUUUUAAUCAAUGGCCGCCUUGAGAAGCUUGCCUAUGGAACCUCGGCAUACGUGACCCAAGACAACAUGCUGAUGUCGACGCUGUCCGUGCGUGAGGCCGUGUACUACUCGGCGCAGCUGCAGCUGCCGGACACGAUGCCGUUGCCGGAGAAGCGGGCGCACGCAGAGCGGGUGAUCCGGGAGAUGGGGCUCGCCGACGCCAUGGACACGCGCAUCGGCGGCCGGAUCACCAAGGGCAUCAGCGGCGGGCAGCGGAAGCGGGUCAGCAUCUGCAUCGAGAUGCUCACGCGUCCGCGGCUGCUCUUCCUCGACGAGCCCACCAGCGGCCUCGACAGCGCCGCUUCCUACCACGUCAUGAGCCAUAUCGCUCGUGUAGCCGCCCGCGACGGCAUGACGGUCGUCGCCGCCGUGCACCAGCCCAGCGGCGACGUCUUCGAGCUCUUCCAUGGCCUCUGCUUGCUCGCCGCCGGAAGGACGGUCUUCUUUGGGACCAUCUCUGAUGCCACCGAGUUCUUCACUCUGAACGGCUUUCCAUGUCGACACCUGAGAAGCCCGUCAGAUCACUUCCUGAGAACAAUCAACAAAGACUUUGAUGAGGAAACCGUGGAGAGCUCUAAAACUAAAAGAAAAACAGCAGCUGAAGCAAUAGACAUUCUGGCGACUGCAUACAGAUCCUCCGAUUAUUUCGAAAAAAAAACGACAGACCAAAUUGUUGAAAUGAAAAACAUGGAUGGAGCUUCAUUUAGGAGGAGAGAACAAGCAAGCUUCGCCACAAAGCUCCUUGUGCUCACAAGGAGAUCAUUCCUGAAUAUGCACAGGGACAUAGGAUAUUACUGGAUGCGUUUGGCCAUCUAUAUGGGCAUCGGCAUAUGUCUAGGCACUAUCUUCUACCAAGUUGGCUAUAGCUACAGUUCUAUCCAGCUACUCCAUACCUGUCUUGUCAUUGCUGUAUUACCCGGAGCAAUGCUAUACUAUCUCUCCGGACUAACAAAAGCCGUGGAUCACUUUAUCUAUUUCGUCAUGGUCGUUUGCAUAUGUUGCCUUCUAGUUGAGAGCAUGAUGAUGGUUAUCGCCGCGAUUGUUCCGGACUUCCUUAUGGGAAUCAUCGUUGGAGCUGGAGUGCAGGGGGUGAUGAUGCUCAAUGGGGGCUUCUUCCGCCUUCCUAAUGAGCUCCCAAAGCCUGUAUGGAAGUACCCUUCCUACUACAUCUCCUUCCACAAGUAUGCAGUGCAAGGACUCUACAAGAACGAGUUCAUGGGACUGUCAUUCCCAAGUGAUCAGCUGGUUGAGUCUAAUGUCACCAUCAGUGGCAUUCAGGUCCUCAAGGAUAAAUUGCAGGUGGAAAUGGGUUACUCGAAAUGGGUAAACCUUGCCAUCCUUUGUGGAAUGAUGGUGAUCUAUAGGAUGAUGUUCUUCGCUAUCGUCAAGAUUACCGAGGAAAUUCGACAAAAAAUGGGAGGCAAACGAGGAUGUGUUAGAUAG